This is a messenger RNA of Acanthoscelides obtectus, 1127 nucleotides long. The record is from the annotation of a GenBank genome assembly. Lineage: Eukaryota; Metazoa; Arthropoda; Insecta; Coleoptera; Chrysomelidae.
AGUUGGUUAGGAAAAACCAGUGCAAGAACUUCAAAAUAUACUGUCAUCUCCAAAUCACAAGUGAUGUUUACAAAACCAGAUAUGUGUUAUGUCCAAUUGUACAUUUCAACAAUUUCUUCUAACACAUGAUGACCCAACAGUUUUUAUAACAUGCCAGUCCAGUACCAUACGUGAAAGCAAAAGACACACCUGGUACGUCGAGUGAACCCUACGAAAAAUAGCGUCAACUAAACAGCAAUGGGAACGUCUAGAAGAGAUACUCUCUAACUUCUGAGGUGUGCUUCCAUGUGAACAUUGAUUCUGUGCAUUUUCAAAGCGAGCCUUAGGCGUUCCGCGUCAGUCGCACGUCAUCUGAAUGGCAGACGGACAAAUCAGUGCCCAACCUCAAGUACCUCAUCUACCGUGUCAUAGUAGCACUCCUAUUCCUAGUAACAUGUGGCUACUCAAUAAUCCUUGAGGGUUAUACUCGUGAUCGUUUCAUAUGUUUUACAUACUGGCUGAUCUAUUUAACACAUUGGGGUUAUCUUUUGAGCACGAUACAAGCAGUAAUUGCUGCCAUCAUGCUGUUAGCCAGUUAUGUAUCCACCAAAGCCGGGGAUAGAUGUUUGAAGAUGUAUCCAGUCUAUUGGUUAACAAAUACUAUAGCUACACCCAUAGCAUUCCUCAUCACUGCAUUGUUUUGGUGUGCUGUCUACGAACCUGAACUUUUUCCUAUUGACGUUAACCUCUACUUUGUCCACGCCAAUAACUCUCUCGUGAUGCUCAUUGACAGUUUUAUGGUGUCUCACCCGUUUAAAUGGGCACAUCUCAUUUAUCCGAUAUUAUUUGGAGGGAUAUAUGCCACGUUCACUGUUGUGUAUUACUUUGCAGGUGGAAAAACUGCCAAGGGGGAGCCAUAUAUCUACAAGGUCCUCGAUUGGAGUAAACCUUCCACAGCGUCAUUUAUAACCAUCGGAGCGUUUGGUCUAGUGCUAGUGACCUAUGCGCUGUCAUACCUCCUUUGUAAAACUAGAACGAAAAUACACAAUAAAUAUUGUGCUACUCAGGAAGAUAUGGAGUAAGAAAAAUCAGAAUAAACUUCAUAUACAUAUCUGUACAGAGACGCCAAUCAUGAGUCUGGACUUGGG